UAAAGCCCUCUGCAUCGUCUUCGUGAGAGGAGGAAGGAAGAGAGAUGGAUGCAGGAGGAGGAGGUAGUGAGAAGUGCAGCAAGAUCCGGCACAUAGUUCGGCUGCGGCAGACGCUGCGGCAAUGGAGGCGGAGGGCGGCGGCGCCGUCGGACGUGCCGGCGGGGCACGUGGCGGUGUGCGUGGGGAGCAGCUCGAGGCGGUUCGUGGUGCGGGCGUCGCAUCUCAACCACCCCGCUUUCCGGGAUCUGCUCCGCCAGGCCGAGGAGGAGUACGGCUUCGCCUCCCGCCCCGGCCCACUCUCCCUCCCCUGCGACGAGUCCCUCUUCGAGGACCUCCUCCACCUCAUCUCCUCCUCUUCUUCUUCUUCUUCUUCUUCGAGGUUCCCAGAUUAUAAUCUCGAUGACUCGGAGAAGCUCUCCCGCGCUUCUUCCUGUUGCUGCGCCGUCGGCCAGUGGCUGCACGCCGCUGACUCACUGCCGCUUCUACACCGCCACCGUCUCUCCUAGAAGCCCAUCUGCUGAACCUCAAUGCAAAUUGCCGGAGGUCCAUCCAAAAGUUGGCUUUCUAAUGUUAUUUCUACUGAGAAAACAAAACGAAGCAAUCACACGCUCUUCACUCUUUGCGUGCUGCAUACUUAAUAUCGAAGGACGGUUGAAGCGAUCACGUCAAGGGUCAAAGGGAGGGCAAUGGUCUCUUGCUCAGAACUGUAGAGCCCACCUGAGGCCCGCCGACUCUCGGAAUGGUGAUGGAGGACACGAUCGUACGUUCCACUGCAAGCAUCAGCUCCAUCCAAAAAAAUAGAUGUUUCCUUAUUGUACUGUGAAGCCUUAACGAUUAACCAAGGCAUAUAUAACUUGCUCA
Musa acuminata AAA Group (dessert banana) is the source of this 861-nucleotide messenger RNA. RefSeq names its product indole-3-acetic acid-induced protein ARG7-like. Bases 45 to 506 code for a protein of 153 amino acids. The record is from RefSeq and is a predicted model, not a curated record. Lineage: Eukaryota; Viridiplantae; Streptophyta; Magnoliopsida; Zingiberales; Musaceae. The transcript has a single exon. Gene Ontology annotation, biological process: response to auxin.